CGUCGCUUUUGCCCUCCCCUCUCCCGCGGACGAAAUCCAAUCGCCCGCAGGAUGCUCGACGAAAUUCCCACUCCCAAAAUCUCACUGGUUUUGGACUCAAAAACCCUAACCCUAACCCUAAUUCCACGAACCGAAUAGAACUCCAAUGGCUUUAUCUUCUCCGUUCAGCUCCUCUCUCCACCCCCGUCUCCGCUCCCCCCUCCCUCGUCUUAGGGUUUCAAAACCCCCCAGAUCCGUUAGGGUUUCGCCGAAAUCGGUGAGAUUCGAUCGGAUCCUCACGAGCGAGUCCGAAUCCGAGAUGACCAACGGAUUCUUCGAAGCCAUCGAGGAGCUCGAGCGAAUGGUCCGAGACCCCUCCGAUGUGCUCAACGAGAUGAUCGAGCGGCUCUCGUCUCGGGAGCUGCAGCUUGUUCUGGUCUACUUCUCCCAGGAAGGAAGGGACUCGUACUGUGCGUUGGAAGUGUUCGAUUGGCUGAAGAAGGAGAACAGGGUCGAUGGGGAGACGAUGGAGCUGAUGGUUUCGAUAGCUUGCGGUUGGAUCGAGAGGUUGGUUUCGGGCGAGCACGCGGUCGAUGAAGUGGUGGGGCUUUUGAAUGAGAUGGAGUGCGUUGGGGUCGAGCCGGGGUUUAGCAUGGUGGAAAAGGUGGUGAGUUUGUAUUGGGAGAGGGGAAAGAAGGAGGUGGGUGUGGAGUUUGUGAAGAGUGUGAUGAGGAGAGGGGGAGUUGGAGGGUAUGUGGUUGGUGAGGAUGGGGAUAAGGGACGAGGUAGGCCGGUUGGGUAUCUUGCGUGGAAGAUGAUGGUAGAUGGAAAUUACAUGGGUGCUGUCAAGUUAGUAAUCGAAUUCAAAGAUUGUGGACUGAACCCUGAUCCUCACAGCUACCUUAUUGCAUUAACUGCAUUAGUCAAAGAGCAGAAAGAGUUCUCAAAAGCUUUGCGCAAGUUAAAGGCAUCAAUGAAGUCAGGCUCUAUUGCCGAACUCGAUGAUGAGAACACAAAUCGUAUCGAGAAAUAUCAAUCCGAUAUCAUAAACUAUGGACUACGCUUAUCAAAUUGCGCAGUCCAAGAAGGAAGCUCUGUAAAUGCCGGUAUAGUCCAUGAGAAGCUCCUCGCAAUUUACACUUGUGCAGGAUUAGGGCUGGAAGCUGAGAACGAGCUAUGGCAAAUGAAGCUAUCAGGCAAAGAGCCUGACAAAGAGCUCUGUGAUGUUGUUCUAGCCAUUUGUGCGUCUCAAAAGGAAGUUAGUGCUGUUAACAGAUUGCUUGCCAGAGCUGAGGUUAUGGGUUCAGGCCGAAGGAAGAAGACUUUAUCAUGGUUACUUCGUGGGUAUGUUAAAGGAGGGAAUUAUUUGGAUGCUUCAGAUACUCUCAUGAAAAUGCUUGACCUUGGUUUAUGUCCUGAUUAUUUGGAUAGAGUUGCUGUGUUGCAAGGGUUGGGUAAGAGCAUAAAGGAAUCUGGUAGUAUUGAACUCUACAUGAAGCUUUGUAAGAGGCUGUCUGAUGUGGAACUGAUUGGACCCUGUCUUGUGUAUUUGUAUGUACAUAGAUACAAGCUGUGGGUAGUGAACACGCUCUGAAGGCAAAGUUGUUGGGCCACUCUGUAUAUAUAAGUCGGAGAAAAUAUUAUACAGGUGUAUAGUUUCACAUGUCUGUUAUGUAAUAACAUAGUGAUGUCUGAAAGUCUUGUUUUUUUAACGAUAUUCGGGGGAUUUGAAGUAUUGAUUGAUUCUGGAUGAGGUUUCUUUAUAA
Messenger RNA from Asparagus officinalis (garden asparagus), 1745 nucleotides. RefSeq names its product pentatricopeptide repeat-containing protein At2g30100, chloroplastic. Lineage: Eukaryota; Viridiplantae; Streptophyta; Magnoliopsida; Asparagales; Asparagaceae. The transcript is spliced from 2 exons. The coding region runs from base 146 to 1573 and encodes 475 amino acids. Gene Ontology annotation, molecular function: protein binding. The record is from RefSeq and is a predicted model, not a curated record.